CGGAGUAUGUGUGACGUGCAGAGCGAGUGAAAAUGGCGAGCUGGUGUGUGCGGGCGGCGAGGCAGAGUUACUCUGUCGUAGCAUCCUCUCUUCUCUUGCGCCCCGUCUUUUUCAGGACCGCGCCUCGGCCGCUGUGUACGGCUGCCCAGCAGAAGAGCAACGGGCCGAGCGCGGAGGAGGACGGCGGGGCGCCGAAGGCGGAACCCGGCGUGGCAGACAGGGCGCGGGCCGAGGAGAAGGCGCAGUUGGAGGAGCAGCUGAAGGACAUGACGGACAAGUACAAGCGGGCGUUGGCAGACACGGAAAACCUCCGGCUUCGCACUCAGAAGAUGGUGGAAGAUGCAAAGUUAUACGGCAUUCAGGGGUUCUGUAAAGAUCUGGUGGAAGUCGCCGAUAUCCUGGAGAAGGCGACAGAGAGCGUUCCCAAACAGGAGGUGACGGAGAACAACCCCCACCUGAAGAACCUGUACGAUGGGCUGGUUAUGACAGAGGUUCAGAUCCAGAAGGUGUUCACCAAGCAUGGGCUGGUGAAGCUCAACCCUGAGGGGCAGAAGUUUGACCCCUAUGAACAUGAGGCCCUCUUUCACACCCCUGUGGAGGGUAAAGAGCCAGGCACAGUUGCCAUGGUCACCAAGGUGGGCUACAAAUUGCAUGGCCGCACCCUCAGGCCAGCCCUUGUGGGUGUGGUGAAAGCGCCUUAACGACUUCUCCGUGGCAACAUGAUCUGCAGGUUUUGAUGGAACACGUUAGAUACUUUUGUCUGGCGCCUUUACAGUGGAAGAAAUCCUGCAACCGACCAACAAUGUUUGUCUGGAUAUCACCUCAGCUGUACGGUAACAACUUCUUUCUAGAACACAAGAUCUGCACAGAACUGUAGUUUUUCGAGUCAGUGUUCUUGUUCCCAUUAUCUUACAUCCUCCCAGAUGUAAAUGGAUUAUAACACCUGCUUACUGUGUCUAAUUACCCAGAUUAGUUCUCUGAACCAGAAAAAGAACGGAACACCGGGCUGGUGGUCCUCAGACCUUCUUCGAGGUCUUUUUGAAAAUGCGACAAAUUAAGGCUGAUUCCAUAAGCAGUGUCUUUGAGUUCUCAUAAUAAAUUGUGAAAUUACUGACUGCUGUUAAGGAAGCAACCGAACUGCUCGUACAUGAGGUGCACAAAUGGGUCUUUAUGUGUAAAGCACAGUACAGGUGUGUGGCAUUUACAGAUUACACACGGCCAUUGACUAGGUAGGUCAAAUUUGCGUAUUAAUUAAAUCUUGACGCUGUAAACCCCUUUCUGUGGUAAGAUACAAUAUAUUUAAAGGCCUGUGCAAGUGCAUUGUCAGUCACAUAUUGCAGUCAAGUGCUUUGCUACAACACUGAAGAAGGAUCUUUGUGUAAAAAGUAGUAGAGGUGGGUAGCACUGGCUCCUCAUGUUACACAUCAGUUUUGGAUAUAUUCUUUGUCAGUCUCAGUUUUCAUGUAGUUCAAAGUCAAAAUAUUUCUUAAUAGUAUUAGUCUAAUAUAGUUUAUAUUAUAUCCCUGGUUUUUAUAGAACUUAACUCAUACAUAAAUUGGACAUUUGUAUUAUUAAACCUGGGGGUGCGGUGGCGCAGUGGGUUGGACCACAGUCCUGCUCUCCGGUG
Messenger RNA from Scleropages formosus (Asian bonytongue), 1627 nucleotides. It is a transcript of the gene grpel1, whose product is annotated as GrpE-like 1, mitochondrial. The transcript has 4 exons. Gene Ontology annotation, biological process: protein folding; protein import into mitochondrial matrix. The record is from RefSeq and is a predicted model, not a curated record. The coding region runs from base 33 to 701 and encodes 222 amino acids. Gene Ontology annotation, cellular component: PAM complex, Tim23 associated import motor. NCBI's taxonomy places the organism in Eukaryota, Metazoa, Chordata, Actinopteri, Osteoglossiformes, Osteoglossidae. Gene Ontology annotation, molecular function: protein-folding chaperone binding; adenyl-nucleotide exchange factor activity; protein homodimerization activity.